AUGGGGUCUGCUAUAAAGCUUCUAUCGUCGAUUCUACGCCCAGUACUUCCUCGACAACGUCACUCCCCCUUCGCCUACCUCUACCACCCUCAACACCAGCCGCCUCCCGUCGUACAGCGCAACAUGGCCCCUCCAUCGAUGACCCCCUACGUUACCCCGCACAUCCUGCACAAACACUACGCACAGGCACACGACGAUCCUGAGAUGUCGAGCCUCAUCGGUCGUCAGAUCGACUACUUCUCGCAGGCGGGUUUCGACAUGGACAAGAUCACGCUCAAGCGUAAUGCGCCAGUCGCAUUGCUCUAUGAGGACGCGAUCCGCAACGAGGGUGCCAUCAUUUCCUCCUCCGGCGCACUCAUCAACUUCUCCGGCAAGAAGACCGGCCGCUCGCCCAAGGACAAGCGCAUUGUUUACGAGGAGACGAGCAAGGAUGAGAUCUGGUGGGGAUCUGUCAACAUCAAGAUGGAUGAGCACACUUUUGAGAUCAACCGCGAGCGUGCCAUUGACUACCUCAACACUCGCGAGAACGUCUACGUAUUCGAUGGCUUUGCAGGGUGGGAUCCCAAGUACCGCAUCAAGGUUCGCGUUAUUUGCGCCCGCGCCUACCACGCCCUCUUCAUGAACAACAUGCUCAUCCGACCGACGGAAGAAGAGCUUCAGAACUUCGGCGAGCCUGACUUCAUCAUCUACAAUGCCGGCCAGUUCCCCGCCAACCGCUUCACCAAGGGCAUGAGCUCGACGACCUCCGUUGAGAUCAACUUCAAGCGCAUGGAGAUGGUCAUUCUCGGCACCGAGUACGCCGGCGAGAUGAAGAAAGGUGUCUUCUCUGUGAUGCACUAUCUCCAGCCUGUGAAGUUCGGUCAGUUGUCCCUGCACUCGUCUGCAAACGUCGGGAAGGAGCAGGGUGAUGUCACGCUCUUCUUCGGUCUCUCCGGCACGGGCAAGACGACUCUGAGCGCGGAUCCCGCUCGCCUCCUCAUCGGCGACGACGAGCACGUCUGGUCCGACAACGGCGUCUUCAACAUCGAGGGCGGUUGUUACGCCAAGUGCGUAGGCCUCACGCGCGAGAAGGAGCCUGAAAUCUUCGACGCCAUCCGCUUCGGUAGCAUCCUCGAGAACGUCGUCUACAACCCCGUCUCGCGCGAACCCGACUACGAGGACAUCUCCAUCACCGAGAACACUCGUUGCGCGUACCCGAUCGAGUACAUCCCGAACGCGAAGAUUCCCUGCCUGGUUCAGAGCCAACCGAAGAAUAUCAUCAUGCUCACCUGCGACGCGUUCGGUGUCCUCCCACCGGUCGCGAAGCUAUCACCCGAGCAGGCCAGCUACCACUUCCUCGCCGGCUACACCUCAAAGACGCCCGGUACCGAGGAUGGCGUUCUCGAGCCUGUGCCGACGUUCUCGACAUGCUACUCUGCGCCCUUCAUCGUCUGCCCGCCCGGUCGCUAUGCGGAGAUGCUCGCGGACCGCAUGUCGCAGCACAACGUCGACUGCUGGCUCAUCAACACCGGUUGGACCGGCGGCAAGUUCGGCACUGGCAAGCGCUGCCCGCUCAAGGUGACGCGUGCGAUCGUCGAUGCCGUGCACUCUGGCGCGCUCGCUAAGGCGGAGUACGAGACGUUCCCCGUGUUCGGCCUUCAGAUCCCCACUGGUCUCGAGGGUGUCCCACGAGAACUGCUCAACCCUUCGCUCGCAUGGCCCGACAAGAGCGCGUUCGAGCGUGAGGUGCGCAAGCUCGCGGGCAUGUUCCAGAAGGCGUUUGCGCUCUACGAAAACGAUGUCGAGGAGAAGGUUCGCCUUGCUGGCCCGCAGCUGUAA
This is a messenger RNA of Peniophora sp. CBMAI 1063, 1818 nucleotides long. Lineage: Eukaryota; Fungi; Basidiomycota; Agaricomycetes; Russulales; Peniophoraceae. The record is from the annotation of a GenBank genome assembly.